This is a messenger RNA of Ectocarpus sp. CCAP 1310/34, 4653 nucleotides long. The record is from the annotation of a GenBank genome assembly. Lineage: Eukaryota; Phaeophyceae; Ectocarpales; Ectocarpaceae.
AUGGGGAGGAGCUGGAAAGUAGAGCUGACUGGUGGAGUUUUUUUUGUGGCAGCAAGAGGCAAGGGGGCAGAUGGCAACAAGAGCGGCGACAUUAGAGUGUGCCGAAAUUUAAUCACGACAGGGCUUAGCUCCACUUCUUUUCAGCCCAACCCCCGCCUUCUACGCGUAUACCCCUGGAACGGAGAUCACAGAACCCCACCCUCGCAGUUUGUAAUGUCGUCUGAGGAUCGUGCGGCACUGGUGGCCCUGUUUUGGUCUACCGGCGGGACUCGUUGGAUUUUCAACGCCAACUGGGCGACAGAUGCUAACCUCUCGAAAUGGCACGGAGUGGAAGUCAACGACCAUGGCCGGGUGGUGGAGCUGGAUCUGAAUAACAACAACCUCAGAGGGACUGUCCCUGAAACGCUUCGAGGUCUGAAGGAGCUGAUGGUUCUUAAUUUGAGCAGCAACAAGCUCACCGGUUUCAUCCCGGCAUGGCUGGGAUCAUUAAAUUACUUGCAAACGCUUGGGCUACACAGCAACCAGCUGGCCGGGCCUAUCCCUGAAGAGCUGGGGGCUCUCAAGGAGCUAACGGAACUAUAUUUGUACAAUAACAAGCUUACGGGGCCUAUCCCUGAAGCGCUUGGAACUCUGAAGGAGGUACGGCAUCUUUGUUUGGACGGCAACAACCUCACGGGACCCGUUCCUAACGCGGUAGGAAACUUGGAAAACCUUCGGGAGCUUCAUCUUCAGAACAACCGCCUGACAGGAGUCAUCCCGGCGGAGCUGGCAAACUUGAGUGCUCUUUCGAAAUUUCGGUUCAGAAACGCAGGAUGGAAGGCCCUCUUUCGCCGUGGCAACAAGCUUGCCGGAGGACCGGCACAUGGCGAGAGGCUUGAUUUGUGGAGGGAUCGAAUGUGGCGCAAUCAUGAGACGAAACCGCAGACUCUCGAGGUCGUCCAAACGGGGGAAGCUCCCGUAACUCCUCCUCCCUUCUUGCUACCGCAGCCGAAGGACAUAAACGAGGGCGAGAAAAAGGAGGAGGACGCUCCCUUACCUUCCCCUCCUACCCCUCCGGUGUUACUACCACAGCAGCAGGAGCCAAGCGAGGGUGAGAUAAAGGAGGAGAACGCUCCCGUACCUUCCCCUUCUGCCCCUCCGGCAUUGCUAGCACAGCAGCAGGAGACAGGCGGGGGAGACGAAAACGAGGAGGAUGUUCCCCUGCCGCUUGGCUCCCCCAACCAAAGAGAGGAGGUGGUGCGGGAAGGGGUCCGUUCUCCCGAACAUGCUUCCUUGUCCCCAGAGAAGGCAGAAGAAGUAGACCGAUUGUUCAGAGUGCAGCUUUCGUCCUCAGCAGGGUUUGAUUCACUCAUCAGAGAAAACCCUGAAGCUCUGGAGGAUAUCCAUCGGGUCAUCAAAGCACCGGCGGCUGGGAGCCUUGAUUUCGUCGAUGAGAUUAGCGACAUGGAGAGGCGCCGCAAGCUCGGUACGCUGGUGAACAUGGCAAAGGCUCUAGGCGAGGUUGCGUUGAGCCACACCGAGGAUAUGGACGUCCAGCGGAAGGAGCUAGCCUUGACUCCAUUUUCCAAAGCCUACUACACCGCCGUCAGAAGCGGGCUUUGUAACGCCUACCUCGCUGCCAGCGUCAUCGACAGUGACUGGGUGUCCACAUGCAAGACCGGUGGCAUGGGCAAGGGAGGAACGGCCUUGGUGCUGCUGUCUAGUGCAGUUCCCGUGAUCAGUGGACUGGCCGGACUAGCAGGCAAGGCGCUGCGGACCGGAGACCACUGUCUCCAAACUCGACGAUUGGUAAAGAUCACGGCCAUGGCAGCUGACACAAUGGAGUGUUGUUCGUUGGCGCGGAGGUUGGCCCUUCAACUCACGGACGGCCUCAAAGACGAUACCGGCAUGAUGGACGAUGAGGCCGACCAAGUCUACACGCACAUCACGGCGGGCAUGAACGGCGGCUCUGGGUCUGGCCGAGACGCUGAUAUUUCGCCUGAUGAUAUGAUCGAAGACGACGUCUUUGAAUACUUGCUGGAAGAGGUGGCCCGCUACGAACGCAGCGAUCACGGUGGAAAGCGGCUAGGCAAGAAGCACCUUCGAAAAUUGUUGAAGGCGAUUCAGCGAGGUUGCCUUGACGGCUCAAGCGGCAUUAAACAAAAGAUGGAGGCCCUUCUACUGGAGAUCCUUCCCGGGGCAGACAUUAGAACCUCGGAAACGUCGAGCACGCCCAAGAAAGUGAUCGUCCGAUCUCCUCCUGCUUUGGCGCCCACCCACGACGGCAGAUUGCCGUCAAUGGCAGAUAUUGCCGCCUUGCAAGCAGCGGUGGAAGUGCUGACAUUAGCGAAGGAUAAGCAGCGAGCAGAGCUCGAAGUAAUGAGGUCGGCCCAGGCAACGCACCAAGCAGAGUUGGAAGCGCUGAAGUCUGACAAGGAAGAGCAGCAAGCGGAGCUAGCAGCGCUGAAUUCCGCCAUGGAGAAGCAGCAAUCAAGAAUUGAAGCUGUGGAGUUCGACAAGGAGAAGAAGCAAUCGAAAAUUGAAGAAGUGGAGUCCGCCAAAGAAAAGCAGCAAGCAGAGCUGGAUACAAUGCAUUUCGAGAGGGAAAAGCAGCGAGUAGAGCUGGAAGCGCUGAAAUCCACCCAGGAGAAGCAGCAGUCGAAAAUUGAAGCAGUACAGUCCGCCAGAGAAAAGCAGCAAGCAGAGCUGGAUACAAUGCAUUUCGAGAGGGAAAAGCAGCGAGCAGAGCUGGAAGCGCUGAAAUCCGAUAAGGAACAGCAGCAAGCAGAGCUGGAAUCGCUGAAAUUCGACCAGGAACAGCGCGAGUCGAGAAUCGAAGCGGUAGAGUCCGCCAAAGAAAAGCAGCACGCAGAGCUAGCAGCGCUGCAUUUCCACAAGGAGAAGCAGCAAGCGGCGCUAGAAGCGUUGAAAUCCGCCAAGGAGAAGCAGCAAUCGAAAAUCGAAGCAGUGGAGUCCGCCAAGGAAAAGCAGCAAGAAGAGCUGGAAGGGUUGACGUCUGCCAAAGAUGAGCUCGAGCGCAAGAGCUUGGCAGUGAGCCGGACGACGAUGUGGGUUUCGGUGAGUCGACUUGCUGUUGUGUUGCCAUCGCCUAACAAGGCCAUCAUUCCGCACCCAAGCGUUUCUCAUUUCGUGCCCGCGUCGCUGCGUUCGGUGCCGAUAUGUACUCUAUUCACAAUCCGUUUCAUCGAUAACUGCGCCAAUUGGCGACGUUCUGCAAAACACGAGUGCCCAAGCCUACUCCAAAUAGCGGGUGGACCGGCUCUCAGACGACGGGUGGCUGUAACAGAGACCGCGCAAGGAUUUUUGGACAGAGCUCAAGAUAGAGCGGCUGGAGCAGCUGACCUCCAUCCGGUGACUGUCUCCGAACAAAGAGAGUUCGAGGCCCUGCAGGAUGAAAAACAUCGUGAACAUGAAGAGAGAUUCAGAGAGCUCGAGGGAGAGAUCAGCAAGGUCGCUAGACGCAAGUCGGCGGCAGCGUCUGACCAUGAUGUGGCGAUGACUGUCAACGAACAUAGAGAGUUCGAGGCACUACAGAAUGAAAAGCACCGUGGACACGAAGCGAGAUUCAGAGAGCUCGAGGGGCAGAUCAGCAAGGCUGCCAGACGAACCGGACGCGGAUGACCCUCCAGUCGCUUGCGAGAGCGGACGACGUCUCUCUUUUUGGACGUGAUCCGACUGCGGAUGGGAACGACGUGUCCUCUUUCUGUAGUCGUCACGGCUGGCUCAUGGUGCCAUGGUGCCAUCCAUCGUCAUGACCGAGGGUAUUGUCAUCCAGAUGUUGUUUCCACAUACGGUGGCAACGUGCAAGGGUGUGGAGAGGAGUAACGCGGUUUGGCAUGAGAAUGACGCGAUUGCAACAGUGAGCGCGUAGAGGCAACAAGUCCGGUCCGGUUGGUUUGUGUUCAUUGCUCUCAGCUCGGUUUGCCUUUGGCUGCCUACUGUAUCGGGAUUGGUCGCUUUUCGUGUUCGAUCUGGUCGACUCUUGGGCCGAUAACCCGCAGUCGUCGGUACCAGCUUGUGCACAGUAGGAGCAUCCCUGAAACCCUUACCACACAGGGACGUUCACUGUAUGCGGUUGGUGAAAACAACGCGUGAGACCUUCCCAGCAUGGGAGGGUUGCCGCGAGGUGUAGUUAACGUCCAGGACAAAGCGAACCUUCUCACACGAGGUGCGCGGAGGAUUACAUUGAUGUGUUUUCCGGAAUCCCCCCGUAGGCCUUGGUCUGCGAGGGGUGAGUACCUUAGCAACGUCCCGUGUGGUCGACAAAGAGAAAAGAGUCGACGCCGCGUAAGUGCGACUUUGGGAAUGACAUGGUCUUGCCAGGCGUUGACGGCUCGUUCUUCCUGGAUUGGAGACACACCUACGGAAAUACUCCCCGCUUUUUGAUACAGAACAGGAUUUCGAACUCUCCUUUUGUUCGUUCAACCGGUUCGUCAUCCGUAUGAGGAGGGUUAGUGAUGCACAUGCAUGCAUCCAAUGGCAGACCCUCUUCAAGGAGUGGAACGACGUGUGAAGCAGGCCUUCCGCCGGUCAUUCGCGCGCGCGGUUUUCCGUGAUGCACCGAUCAUGGCUGAGCACCGACAGUAUUCGGCGUGCCGCUGAGAAUGCAAAAAGAAAAAAUACACCGCAACCUCGCGGUUGUCGUGGCUUGUU